AUGGACCUGCAGCAUGAGAAUAGUGUUGCUCUUCGUUUUGAGAGGGUCAUUGCAUAUUUUUUGGAUGGAAUUCCUAGGCCUUUUCUAGAAAUUGUUCCGGAUUUGGGUUAUGCUGUGACGUUUGACUUCUUUUCAGUGGGGGUUACACCAGACUACACGGGUCUAACAGAAUCAGUUGUCUUCCCCGAGGUUCUAGAAAGUCAGUUAUUUGAGCCUGUUUGUUCAUGUUAUUGUAUUGCUUCAACACCUAGUUCGAGAAUUGGAUCCCAUUAUUCUCCAUAUAUUGGGACCUUUCGCUUCAAUGGGAAGGGAAUAUAUUUUCAAAAAAAAGAGUCUGGUUUUAAGCAGAGCGUUGUGAGGAUUCCCGCUGAAACUUGCGAGGAAAGGGGUACAAUGUCAUCAAAAUCCGAUCGAGAAUUGCGAACUUCGCUAUUUAUUGAUUUUUAUGUGAAAAUUAUGGCAGACCAUUUAGUUCAUGACAUAGGAAGUCUAAGACGUAUUGUUAUUUUGGCAACCCAAGGUAUGACAGCAAAAUACAAGGAUGCAGUUGAACAAGUAGUGACUGAGCUCAAGAGACUUUACAUCAGAGCCUGCAGCCAGGCAGUGUAUCAAUACAUGGCUCAAAAUAUGCAAUUUCGUCGAAUUAUAUCAGCUUUACGCUUAAGUGAGACAGAGAAUUACUGUUUGACUUCCAAAAAGAUUUUGACAGCUGAGGAUGCAUGUUUUGAACUAGCUUUGCAUUUCAAAUUAUCUAUUACUCUUUUAAAGGAUUCAUUGCCAUGGAACAAGCGAACUCAUCGUUUUUUUACAAGUCUUCAAGAGUUAUGGGUGAAUCACUUUGAUAAACUGGUUAUAUUUGACAUUUCUACGAAUCAAUGGAGAACAAAUGCGGAUUCAUUUCUAGCUCAACUUGGAUGCUCAAUGAGAGCUGCGUUUACGCGGAUAAGAAUUGAAUUUUACACUCAGUUAGAAAUGCUUUUAUUUAGCGAAAUUUUGGGAUCGAGAGAAUUUAUUUUCUUGGAUUAUCAGACGUUCAAGGAGAGUGAACUACGACGCAUAUUUUUAGCCGUACGGAUAUUUCUUGUCAACCGAAUUCGGACUUCUAUUAUUGAAGCACUGAAGGAUUUAGUGUAUUUUUUCACGACCGUUGAAGAUGGUGUUAUACCACUUUCAAGAGCACGCAAAAUUCCGCUGAUUGAGAUUCAGCUUACGGUUAGUGAUUCUGGUUUACCAUGCUCACCUUCUUUUGCCGCGUUGCGCUUUGGUCUUGUUGAUCUAUUAGAUGAGUUGCUUGAUAGUUGUAAUAAUCUUCCCACCCCAGAGUCUGUCAUUAUGCGAACUCUUGAUUUUCAAAGGUGCACGUUGAACUCAUUUGGUGCGGAGGAAUUGUCUUUAAAAGGCGUUCUAAUUAAUUCUCUUGAUGUUGCAGGGUCUCGAAUUGAGGAAUUGACAAGAAAAUAUACCCGUUUUUCAACUUUACCCCUAAUAAAUGGAGCGUACUUCACGCGUGCCAAGGAUACAAUUGUUCAAGAUCAGGUUUAUUUACUUCGUGAAACUAUUGCAAAAAUUACAAAGACUUCCCCAGAUGUUGUGGUUUCUGGUUCUAUUGCCAUAAAUUGUACUGAGGUGAAAAAAUGGUAUGUGGAACACUGGACAAGGUAUUUGGAAAAAUAUUUGGAAGCACUAAAAAAAGAUCUAUUUUCAUACAUUACAAAAGCUGUGGAGGGAUUUCGUUGCUACAAUACGUGCUUAAAUAAGGAGCCAAAGACCGUUGAAGAGUUGGAGGAGUUUUUCCAUGUUGUAUCUUAUACUGAAUCCCGAUCAAAUGAUGUUAAAAUGAAAGAUUGCAAUCAGGUGAUAGAAUGGUUUCAUUGUUUAGAGACUCUUCAAAUACCAGUGGAUACUCAACUUUAUGCUGCAGCAUUGGAUUUGAUGCGGUGCCCAAAUGAACUGAUGCAGCUAGCUUUAAAAUCUCGCGAAGUAUGUACAAAAAGCAAACCGUUUAUUAUAGAAAAAUUGAGCGAAUUUCGAAACGCUAUAAAAAGACACGUAACAACGAUAGGUGAUGGAGUUGCAGAGCUACUGGGUUUAUUUAAUCUUGACGUAAGCGACAUAGCCGCGCAAACUUGCGAGGAACUUCGGGCUCUUGUCGAUAAGGUCUUGAAGGGAUUUGAACACAUCACAUAUUGUGAAAAAUCACUGGAAAUUGAAGAAGUUGAUUCUUUUGAAGAUUUUUUUCCUAUAUUACGUACCUUUGAUGUAUUGGAGCAGUUUUGGAAUACUAUUUUUGACUCAACUACCGUUAGAGACUAUUACAAUCAGCCCAUUAAUAUGCUGAAUGCCACACAAAUGAUUGACCAUGUUCGAUGUUGUCGACGCCUUCUUCGCCAUUCUACACGUGGUCUUCGUGCCUAUCCAGGAUUGGUGCGGCUUGGUCGUCAACAAGAGCACGUAUUAGCGGAAUUUGAAUGUUUGGAAGGGAUUCUCACACGUAUUACAGCACCAGGACUUCGCAAGAAUCACUGGAAAGAAAUCUCGCGUAUUCUUGGAAAGGAUACAAAGACGAACAUACAAAUAGAUGCUAGUUCACCAUUGCAGUUGCUGCUAGAGGCUGGGAUUAAGGACCACUUUGAUGCAUUGAAACAAAUAGUGGAUCAGGCUAGUGUUGAUUUUGAAGCUGAAGCUUCCUUAGAGCGAAUGAAAAGUGAGGCAAAAAGGACUCGUUUUGUAUUUUACACUGUUGAAGGAACUGAGGGUAUUUUGGCCUUAUCUCCUUUAUGUAGGGAUUCUAUAUCUUCGCGAUUGGAGAGUUUUUUGCUUGAUUUAAGGGUGCUGCAUCAUCAGGUUUCUGUAAGUCAAUAUGUAAUUAAUUCCAUUAAUGAAUGGGAGUCAGCUGUCGAAAGAAUGCUAAUUACAUUAGCAAAUUGGACUGAAAUUGAAUAUGAAUGGAUGGAAGUGAUGUAUUUUGGCAUGACUCUUGAUGAGAUAAGCGAGGGUGAGACCCCUGCAAUUGGAGGACGUGAAUGGAAAUUUUUGCAUGAGAAAGUAGGCUCAAUCAACGGUAUUUUUAGUGUUUUGUCGACGGCGUUGCAAAAAACUCAAUAUACUCUUUUUACCGCCAUGAUACAGGAAAAUAUACAGGAGCAACUUACUUUGGCGGCCACUAUUUUGAGUGAUAUUCGAAAAGUGGUUAGGGGUUUAUUAGAUGCAAAACGAGAGUCCUUUCCAAGGUUUUAUUUUUUGAGUGAUGGAGAGCUGAGCUCUUUUCUUUCUGUACUUGAGCCUGCACGAUUGUUGCGUCUGCUUUCAAAAAUGUACAGUUGUGUUUGUGAUGCUGGAGUUGAGGAAAAUACAGUUACGACGUUCAUUACCACAGAUGGUGCAAGACUUAAGGCAGAAGUGCCAAUUAAAUUAUCUGCCAUUCCUGUUGAUCGAUGGAUGAAGACGUUUGAAAAGACUUUGCGUUCUUCCUUGCUUCAUGAACUACAAGCGUCUGUCGAAAACCACUAUCAUGUUGACGCCAUGAAUUGGUUACGUGGCUCUUGUGUCCAAAUAGCGGAUGUGGCUUUGCGUGUUAUUCAUAACCGAGAUUUGUUAGAGGCUUUAUCCCUUGCAGGUGGUACGGGUAUUACCGCUUACGCAACGCGUUUAAAGGAUCUUACGGAAGAGUAUGUGCGACUUGCAGCCGCACCCAUGGAACUUGGAGAACGAAAGCUUGUUUCUAGUGUCAUUACCAUUUUUUUAUUUUUUAGACGAGAAGUACAACUGGCCAUAAAAACAGGCAUUCAGACAAAAGAGGCUCUUCAAAAAACAUUCAUAUCACAAACUUUUAUGGAAAACGAUAAUGUUUUUGUUCAAACGUUGGGGCUUCGUCUUCCUUACGGUAUGGAGUUUUUGGGGAACUACACGCUUCCCGUGUUAACCCCUGAAUAUGUUGAAAGAGGAUUGUACUCUGUUUUUAUGUCUUUUGCGGCUUCAUCCAUUCCCAUUAUGAUUGGGGCGCCAGCAGAGGCCGCGAUGUAUCAAUAUUGUGCCGAAUUCUUGGGUCGUUUUUGGUGGUGUCUUCAGUGUCACCCAGCGCUCACCUUGGAAGGGAUUGCAGAAGGUUUGCGUGGGGCCUUAGGUGUGGGUGCCGUAUUUUGUUUACGGGACAUAGAUACCCUUGAGAAGUCUCUUAUUGCGCCUAUUACUAAUCUCCUUCGGAGCAUUGAAGUUGCGUGUCAGUUGGAAAAACAGCAGAAUGAUGAUGCAGUUGAUACAAUCUCGUUUGAAAUCGAUGGCACAACCAAAUACGUACAAAAGAAUCCCUGUUUUCAGAUGAUUCUUACAACGACGAGUGCGGAGAAGGUCCCAACGAGUCUUUCCCUUGCCUUUCGUCCCAUCCACGUUAUUUCUGUAGAUCUCACCGUGAUUGCUCAAUGCGCACUUCAUGUGUUUGGAGUUUCGAAGUGGAUGACGGUGGGUCAAAGACUGGCCUUGAUGUACGCACAGCUGAUGGAGUUCUCUCCCACUAUCUUUACCAAGAAAAACUUACUUGCCGUCAUACGCGAAGCUAUGAAAGUUAACCGGGAAACAAUUAUUACAAGUUUUUGUACAUCAUUUUUACAUCAAUUUUGGCAGGCAAUUCAACCCAAUGAGCCUUUGCAAAAGCUGGUGGAAUGGAAUAUGUUGCAUACGCUUGAUAUUUCACAGGAUUCAUGGGAAGAUGCACUGACUCAAGUGGAAACUUCCUCUGGAUUUGAUGCUCUUCUGGAUCGUUUUACCCGCUUCAUGGCAGCGAAUUCUAAUGUGGUGCUGGUAGGACCAGCCUAUUGUGGAAAGACACGACUUUGGAGGCGUUGGGUUGGUGAUUUACAUCAUUCUGUAAUUUCCUUUCGCUUGAUGAGUUGUACAGAGAUUUAUGGUGAUGCACGUCAGCCUGGGCUGCUCAGUGCUUUAGCCAAGCAAUGGAAUCCGUUGUCGACUCAUGCUAUUGUUAUCGAGGGCGCUGAUUUUUCACAGGUAUCUAUUGCUUUUGAUGCCCCUGCUUUUGCAAGGGUGCGACCGUAUUCGGGACCGGACUUUAUAAAGGGGUCCAGGGUACGUCUCAUUGCAGUAACUUCUGAGCUUCACACUGCUAACCCUCGUGUGAUGGCAGAUUUUGCUCUCUUUACUGUACCAGCGCCAACUCGUUGGAAGACAUUCUUUAAGGAGCUUCUUGGCACUGCGCCAAGCUAUCACACGGGUGUGGUUUAUCCUGUUAUGGUAACUCUGAUUGACUACAUCCUUGACACGCAUCAAACGAUUGAGCGGAGGCCUGCAUCGUAUGAAAAUCUGUUUGCCGUGGCUUCCAGGUGCUCUCAGCUGUACAAAAAGUGGUACACUUAUGCGAAAUCACGUUGUGUGGGUCGUGAAGAAUGGAUUAGUGACCGGACUUUUGCUUUGCAGUGCGCUGUUUUUGCAGUCUGCUGGUCUCUCGGAUGGCGCUUACCUGAGAAGGAGCGUCAUGUGUUACAAAAGGCGCUUGAAAAGUUUCAGUCGAGGCUAAACCGAGUAGCCAAAGAGAAUGGUUUUGCGGAAGAUGUGCUGCCACCACUGGAGGAUGAUAUAUUGCUUUACAUUGCGACGCCUGUUGGCUGGAGAAAGAUAGAUAAAACGGCGACUGCAACAUCUGAGGUUGGAUUUACGCCUAUGUGGGCGCGGAAAUGGGAUGGCUUGACUACGUACCAGUGUACAUGGUCGCACUUUUUUUCAUUUGCCUCUCGUGAGACAACCCUAACCGCAUUGGAAUAUUUGAUUGAUGCUGGUCAGUCGGUGUUAAUUGUCGGAGGCCACGGGCAGGGUAAAUCUACUAUACUGCGGCAAAUGGGAUGUAACGAGCGGUGGGUGCAUCAGCUUGUCUGUAACAGUACCGCGUGCAGAGCUGUUGAGAUCACUGAGGCCUUGCUACAGAGAAUGACAUUGCGUCAGUCCAAGAGGUAUGGACCUUCUAUUGGACGAAAGCUGAUACUCUGUGUAGACGAUGCAAAUCUUUCCGUGGAAGGCGGUUCAUCACCUGUUAUGCAUCUCUUCUCCUUUAUUAAUCGCUUUUCCGCGAUCUGUACACCCUCACGGGGCUACAUUCCCAUCGACGACGUCGUUUGUACGGGGGCAGCAACUCCAGAGUUAUCCUACGACGUGGCAGUAGAGAAUGCUGUAGUGCAACUUCGACUACCAGAGCUUGAGGAUGCCGAGGUUGUGGGGUCAGUGCAAAAACUUUUUGAAGUCGUCUGUAUGGGACGGCGCGGGGUAACCGUUUCUGCUGACAUCAGUGCAUUUAUUGCUGCUGCUCAACUUCUUGCCAUACGACGGAUGCCCAGUGAACUGGUGGGUCAGCUGGCAAAAGAUGAUGCUGAGGUCACCUUGCCAGUAAACAGCGACGAGGAGGACGACAUGCUUCAGCAACGCGAGUCCUGGAGCAGUUUUGGGUUUAACCUGAUCAAUAGGGCCCGCACCUCGUACGUGCACCUCUUUCUAAAAAUAUCUGAUCGAGCUUUGCGUUUUCUUGCUAACGCGUGGGAUGAUGCCGUGACGGCAAGAAUUAUGUUUAACUCUGUGUACGCCUUUUACGUAAACAUGAUUGACAAUAAUGAAGGACAAGAGGAGUUUGAGUCUGAUCUAAUGAAACUGGCCAACACCAGCUUGAAAAAUUGUUUUGGAGGUGAUUCUGUCUCGUUUAAUGCGGUGGAAGAGGAGAUUGCGGUGGAGGAUCAGGAGGGUGGUGGGGCGGAUAUGCCGCCCUGCACCAGCGCGACUGUGCAAGGUUGGAUGCGGGUGUAUAAAGAGGCCUUAGAGUCUAACUUGAUUGAGGAGCCGCUUGACAUCGACACUCGCAGCAGUAUUAUUUUUUCUCCGCCCCCCUUACCACAGCGGAGAAUGACUGAAACGUUACCUGGUGUAGUGCUGACUCCACGUCUGGCGCACGCAGAUUACUUGCCGCUGUGGAUGUCACGGACAAUUUUAGUUCUUCAUCAAUACCUGCGGCAGCGCCAGACGCACGUGGCGCUUGUUGGAAGAUACGAUAGCGGCAUUCGUCGCGCUCUGCAUGUGUGGGGCUCGUCGAUGCGUACCCACAUAGCAUUCCUUCGUGAAAACUAUGCUGACGAUGAUGCGGAUGGACGGUUCAAAAAAGAUCUUGUUGAGAUCAUAGAACACACCUGCAGACAUGAAGGCAGGUUGCUUGUGUUUGUGCCUAGCUGUGUUUUGGGGCUCACGUGGCCGAUGGGUAUGCUGGAUGGGAUCGUGCGGGGUGGUGACAUCACACCUCUCUUUGCGUUGGAAGGUUUAUUUUUUCUCUUGCACGGUAGACGGGGUGUGCGGCGGGGCUCUAGUGGGUUGGCGCCGGCUGAGUUUGCUGAGCUGAAGCAGCGCAUCAGCAAGCGGCUAUGCAUUGUGACACAUAUAUUGAGUUACGAGGAACUUAAGCGCCUAGGCGACACAGUUCCCUUAGUCUCCUCCAUGAUUCCUGUCUCCUUGCGGGCGCAGGAGAUGUUGUGGGAACUCGUGCACGAACUCUUACAAACCGAAGAGGCGAAUCGUCAGGUGAUAUAUGAAGCUGUGGUGCAGGGCGGUAGUCUUGGUCGCAGCGUCCAACCGAUGCCGCUGGGUCCGCUAAAUUUGGCCGGGCGUUCCCUGACACACUUCUUGUGCGACAUCUUCAAUGUCAUGAAAACGGAGCUUAACCUGGAGGUGGAGCAGCUGCUGGAGUUUGGGUUUCAGACACAACGGCUUCGCUACUUCCUCGAGCGACUCCGACGCGAGGCUGCCCAGUCACGGCAGAUCACUGAAUUGCCCACCGCCAUCCGUGCCAAGAUGAAGGAGUACAAGGAAUGUUUUGAACAGAGGGCGGAGUCGGCGCAGGCGGAGAUUCAGCGACAAAUAAAAAGGCUCCGCACACGCGCAAAGAAGGAAGAAAAUCACAUGCUGCGUCAUCAAAGUUUGGCAGCCCGUUUUCGCCAGGAUGCAGAAAAGACAGGGGCACUUAUCAUGCAUGAGGAGGAGAACAUUCAAACUCAAACGGGGAGCAUGACUUUGACGCUCACCACCAUGGGGUCCCGCUUAGCCGCUGUGAAGCUUUCUCAGAUUAAGCAAUUUGGUAAGCUUCCACCUCCUCCAAAAGGCGUAUUGCUGAUGAGGGCGGUGUGCAAGGUUGUUGGCGAGGAACUGCAUGCGUCGAGCGGAAAGGAAUUGUGGGAGAGCGGCAAGGCAAUCGUCACUUCCCAAAAAUUUAUUUCAAGGUUGCUGGCAGUGUCGCCUGGGACGAUAAAGUAUGAGUCCUUCGCGCAGCUUCAUGCCUCCCUGCAGGAGGUGUGUUAUACCGAAAUUUCUCCAUAUGCAGGCGCAAUUGCGGAUUACAUCUUGGCUCUUAUAGAGUCCUCGCGCCUUGGCGAGACGAUGAAGGAGACAGAUGAACGGUUGAGGGAGAUGCGUCUGGACCACUUCGAUGCGCUCAGCAAAGCCGACACGGCUGAGCGGCGGGCGCAAAAAAUCUCAAAAAGGCUGGAGGAGGGCCGCACGGAGGUGGCGUGUCUGCUGAGGCGCUCUGAGGAGAUGGAUGCAAUGAAGAACGAUGGUAUUCAGCGUCAAGGCGCUCUAGUCUUGCUUUCCGACAUUGUGGAUGGAUUUAGUUCCUUUCAUUCACCGGAUCAAACAAUCGCACAAGAUGUAUUUGCCGAAAAGGGAGAAGGAUCUGUGAUCAUGGUGGCUGCCUACCGUGCCUUCUUUGCUAUGCUUCCAAUAGAGGAGCAGACACGACGAUUUUGUCAACUGCACGGCCUCCUGAGUGCCUGGGGUAUUGAGGCACCAACCAACCUUGACGAUCCCAUGGUCUCGUUGCUCUUUCGCAGUAUAAAAGACAUGACAAACAACGCACUAAUGUCGAUGUGUUCUAACAGUGAACGGCUGUGCGUGGGCGCUCUACUACAAAGGACACAUUUUUACUGGCCUUUUUUUGCUGGAGUGACUCCGGCGUUUGAAGGCGUGGUACAGCACUACCUUAAUAUUAUGUGCGGUGGAUGCAUUGUGGCAUCGGCGUUGAACGGGGGAUUUACGAAGAAUUUGCUGGAAGCGGCAACGCAAGGUGAUGGAUUGUUGAUCUGUGACGCCUCCGUAUCCUUUGUGCUGCAUGAGCUGCGUCCUUUGCUGGCGCUUCAGCCAAUUCUGCGCGAGGCGAUGGUGCACAACCAACCGGUAAGGAUCUCUCUCUUUGGCGAAAACGUGGAGGUGCUGCCGUCCUUUUACGUGGUGUGCGUCUCCUCCUCCAGGGUGACAUGUGACAAGCAGGGCAGUCUGGCGUCGCGGUUUAUGACUAUCACGAACUUUUAUUUCACACCUGAUGUGAACAAUCUGGUGCAGACAGCUCUGCUGCAGAGUCCGCUUACUAGAAACGAGGUAGAGGAGAAAUACUUUGGGAAUGCGCCCGGCGAAGACGAACAUCCUAUUGACGUCUACAGUGAAGCCUACAGUGAAGCGUUGCAUGAGGCGCGUGCGCUGCUUUGCGAGGAUCUCGACACACUAACAGGAUCCAAUGGCCGUAAGGUUGAGCGCCUUGGUGUGCUGGUCAAAGUCCUGAGUAACUACCAAGUACGGGUGCAGCGUGCAGAAGCACAUCAUCAUAGUAGGGAGAAGCGAUUGCAGGAGUCAUGGAAAUAUAUGAGGCAGGCCAUCUGUUCCGUCGAGCGGUCGCUGAGGGUGAUUGAGGUGGGUAUUCUUGGUAGGUGCUGGGAAUCGCGUAAGCUUGAACCCUUUAUUCUAAGCGCAUCGGAGCUACUGCGACCCUAUCAAUCACGCAUCUCACCCCACUCCUUUGAGAUGCUUACAGAAUUGCACAAGGAAUUCUACGCCACGGUCAAUUUUGUGGAUAGAGUGGUGCAGGUGAUGGGGUGCGGCUGGCCAUGCGAGUUUCGUGGGAUUUUUGCGUGGUAUAUCCUCUCAGGUGUAAUCGUUCACUGCGAUGUUAUUCUGCGGCUACGUGGGCAAUUGUACUCCCCGCUGGUUAUUCUGUUUAACACGGAGCAGUACAGGGUUUUGCAUUGCAUCCUGGAUCGUGGCAGUAACGUCGUUGAUGAAAAGUACGUGCGCAACGUGUACGCAGAAUCCUCCGACGCCGUGCUCAGAAAUGUCAUUGGCGACUUUACAUCCUCUACUAACAAUACCUCGGAUUUUCGUGCGUGGAUCGAGGGCGACGGGGUUCGUGGGGCAGAUGAGUUGGUUCGUAACUUCUUCUAUUCCUGGGCAAAGCUGAACUACACGGCGUGCGAGUUAGUAGCCUCACAGCUCUACAAUGCGUUUCUCUUUUCCGUGAAGGAGCAGAACAGUGAGGGGGAGAGUGAGGUGAGCACUCUGUAUGACUACGUGGGGAAUACGCCUGCUACGGUGCACUCCCUGGAGGAGUGGCUGCGGUUCAGCCUAGGCGCCUGCCUGCCGCUCUGCCUGCUGUCAACGAGUUUGCAGGACACCGUAAAACACUACGAGGGAUACUUCAAGGCAGAGAAAUUGUCCUGUCGCUUUUGCCGUGUUUCAACACCGGAGGAAGUGGAUCAGUUGAUGGAGACGGUCUCCGUCUGCUUCCGUACCGGUCUAGCGGAACAAGGGCGGGGUCACUGCAUCAUGGUUGCGUUGGCAGUCCCUGAGCUCGCUUUUGAGCAGGCGGUAUUCAUUCAGUCUCUCGCCACACACCUCUCGCGCUACUGCAGAUACGGUGUGUGGGACUCCGCACGGAAGGGAAGUACAGCGCGUUCCCCAGUGCUCCUGUGCUUUGUCUUGUGGGGUUAUCUAAACAACGAAACGGACGGAUGCAACUUGACGAGGCAAAAUGAUGCGUGUGCGCAGAUGCUGGAGGAGUGGUGUCUCAUGCUGACACAGGAAACAUCAUUCCCUCGCUUUUAUUUACUUUCCCUACUACAGGACGAGAGGAUUUUCUCGCCAUGGAAGCGGGAAGGCACGACAUUGGUGUUUGAAGGGCCUGCUUCUUGGUCUACUGGUGAAGAAAAGAAAGGUGCCCCUUGGCGAAGUGGCAGUCGCACGUCAGCAUAUGUUAAAAUGUCAAACAUCAUUGAACUGCAUACAGGCCUUGUUGGUGGACAAGUUAUGCUGCAGAGCUUGUGGAAGAAGAAUACCAGUGGCGGUGCUCUCCCCGUACAGUGGCAGGCAAACGUUGACCGUGACGAUCUCACACUCAUCCUGCGGAUUUUGGCCAAGUGGUUGCAAACCAAAAAAUACACAGAUGCUGAUACACGAAGACGACGGUCGCUUCGCGUUUUGACCCGGCACGAUUUCAAACCCGGUGCCUUUGAGGAUGCUUCACCCGCGUCGUCUCGAUUGCCAGAGGCUCUUGUAGAGAAAGCGUUUAACAGGUUGGCGUUUGGGAUCUAUGCGGCUCGUAUGGCAACCGUCAGGCUCCACUUAAGUUUGGUUGAAAUGCUGCGUCAACGAGCCUUGCUGAUUGCGCCCGAGGGAGGCGUUGGUGGGGAGAGAAUGAAUUUAAGCAUCAGUGUUGCCAUCGAAGAAGCCUCAAAAGCCGGGGCUUCAGAGCCGGGAUUCCUGGAUGAGCUUCGAAAGUCAAGCGAUGACUUUUGUGCGCUCUGCAUGGACGAGCCAGUUGCCGUGGCGUACCGCGAGCUGCUGGAGGUCUCACAGCAGAGUCUCAUUUGCGGUGCCCGCAGCCCAGUACCUGCGUUGGUGAAGGCUGAGAGCGGCGCGGAUCUGACCCCGUGCCCGGAGGGUCUAGCGACUUCGACCGUAGACUCGGAGAAGAUGCCACGGGAGGACAUUAUUCAGUUGCUGUUUCUUUGGGAAAAAGAUCACAUGGAGGGACUUUUAUCUAGCUUGAGGGAGAAGGGUCAGAAUGCCACGGCGUCUCGCAUACAAGCAGCCAUGCGGCAGUUAAGCUGUUGGGUGUCUGGAGAGACACUCACCGUGUGGUUACCCGCCCUUCAACAUCCACGACUGCUCCUUUACGUCUUUGCGGCGCGAGCACGGAGUCGGAGGGCAGAUGAGUCCAUCGGUGUUGAAAUGGUGUUAGUGCUAUCUAGGCGGUACAGUCUCUUGCAUGACGAUAUUAUCCUUGCUGGUGCAGCGCUUUCGAAACAAUUGGAGGAGGAGGUGCUCCUGCGCACCCAUUGGGACGCUACCCAGAUGGCAUGGAGAAAGGCCCCCAACGAAACGGAGCGGGAUGAUGAUAUUGUCUUGGCUGUAAGGUUUCAAAAGGCGUUUAGUGGAAACGCAGGAGAGGUGCCGAUUAGCGUGCUAUGGGAGGCGCUUCCAGGCGACAAAAGAGUGGAUGGGAUUUCAUCUGUUGGCGGUAACGGUAGCGGCGCCUUUCUGACGGAGCAGUCAGUGGGGAAUUCCCGUAAGAUGCUUGGGGUGCAAUCCACCUGCCCUAUCCCUGUCGUAUACGCGUCUGCAGCUGUUGCCGCAGAGGAUGCGAAGGAGGUUGAUUGGACUCCCCUCUUUGAUAUGACGCUGCAUGUUAUCUGGAUGGGAAUUGAUAACUUGCCAAUACGGCAAACGGCAACGUCGGGCGCAGGGCAAUUGGCGGCGGGGGUGGACUUUUUGCCUUCGCAGUCGUCGAGACCGUCCAUUGUGGAACUACCCUCGUCUACAUUAAGCAACAGUUUGAGUUUUUUUGUGACGAUUUCGUAG
This is a messenger RNA of Trypanosoma rangeli, 12660 nucleotides long. RefSeq lists its product as uncharacterized. NCBI's taxonomy places the organism in Eukaryota, Euglenozoa, Kinetoplastea, Trypanosomatida, Trypanosomatidae. Gene Ontology annotation, biological process: microtubule-based movement. Bases 1 to 12660 code for a protein of 4219 amino acids. Gene Ontology annotation, molecular function: dynein light intermediate chain binding; minus-end-directed microtubule motor activity; dynein intermediate chain binding. Gene Ontology annotation, cellular component: dynein complex. The transcript has a single exon. The record is from RefSeq and is a predicted model, not a curated record.